Messenger RNA from Morone saxatilis (striped sea-bass), 1671 nucleotides. RefSeq names its product alanine--glyoxylate aminotransferase 2, mitochondrial-like. Gene Ontology annotation, cellular component: mitochondrion. Bases 121 to 1671 code for a protein of 516 amino acids. Gene Ontology annotation, biological process: glyoxylate catabolic process. The transcript has 14 exons. Lineage: Eukaryota; Metazoa; Chordata; Actinopteri; Moronidae. The record is from RefSeq and is a predicted model, not a curated record. Gene Ontology annotation, molecular function: L-alanine:glyoxylate transaminase activity; pyridoxal phosphate binding.
AGGGUACCAUUGGCUGCGCACUGUCCACCCAUCCUUGUCACUUUGUAGAAAAAGAAAAACCUGAAGUGAAGAGAGUACAAUAGACGUUCAGCAGUUCCUUCUGUACCUUACCUGCUCAACAUGUAUAAAGUUGUUUCCUGUCUAAGUGGCCGCUAUGCAGGUCUCAUGGGACAGUCCUGCUGUUCACCUGGUUUGGCCAAAUUUCACCUGGGAAGUGGUGCAGUAUGUCAGAAAUCCGCCCUCAAAUACCGUCCCGCAGACCUCCCAGAGAUGCCUCCAUGCAAUUUCAAGCCAGAUGAAUACAAGGGUAUGUCCAAAGGGUGCAUGAUGGAGAUCCGCAGGCAGAAUUGCAACCCUAUGACCAUGAAGAUUACCUACUAUAAGAAACCAGUGUUCAUCCACCAGGGACACAUGGAAUGGCUGUGGGAUGUAGAUGGGAGGCGAUAUCUGGAUCUGUUUGCUGGUGUGGCUACAGUCAGUUUGGGCCAUUGCCACCCGAAAGUGACAGCAGCUGCACAGAAGCAGUUGAAGACGCUGUGGCAUACUACAAACAUCUACGUCCAUCCUACUCUCCAUGAGUAUUGUGAGAAACUAGCGUCCUACUUACCAGAUCCCCUUAAGGUGAUAUAUCUGACCAACAGCGGCUCAGAAGCCAAUGACUUGGCUAUGUUGAUGGCUCGACUUCACACAGGCAACUUUGACAUCAUCACUUUCAGAGGGUCAUACCACGGUGGCACCCAACAGACAAUGGGUCUUACCUCCAACAUGCCAUAUAAAUACCCCAUUUCUACAAGUUCAGGCUGCACGCAUACCAUGUGCCCUGAUGUGUUCAGAGGCCCGUGGGGAGGAAGCCACUGCAGGGACUCUCCUGUGCAGACCAUCAGAGAAUGUAGCUGUGCCCAAGGUCAUUGCAUGGCAAGUGAACAAUACAUUGGACAGCUCAAAGAGACAUUUGCCACGAGUGUCCCAAGUCGAAUUGCUGGUUUCUUUGCAGAACCUAUUCAGGGAAUGGGAGGAGCUGUGCAAUAUCCCAAAAACUACUUAAAGGAGGCUUACAAACUUGUGAGAGAGAGAGGAGGGAUCUGCAUUGCUGAUGAGGUCCAGACUGGAUUUGGGCGAACAGGAACUCACUUCUGGGGUUUCCAAGGUCAUGAAGUCAUUCCUGAUAUGGUUACAAUGGCAAAGGGCAUUGGUAAUGGAUUCCCAAUAGGAGCUGUUGUUACAACACCAGAAAUUGCUGCUUCUUUUGGAAAGGCCUACCACUUCAACACCUUUGGAGGAAGUCCUAUAGCUUGUGCCGUGGCUUCAUCAGUGCUUGAUACUAUCAAAGAAGACAGCAUACAGCAGAACAGUCAUAAUGUGGGCACUUAUCUGAUGACAGAACUGGCAAAACUCAGAGACCAGCAUGACAUUAUCGGUGAUGUGCGUGGAAAAGGCCUGCAGAUCGGUGUGGAAAUGGUCAAAGACAAGGUCAGCAGGAACCCACUGUCUCCUGAGGCAAUGAGUGAGAUUUUUGAGGACAUAAAGGACAUGGGAGUCCUGAUAGGGAAAGGAGGAGUCUAUGGACAGACCUUCCGCAUCCAACCCCCCAUGUGCAUCACCAAGGAGGAUGUAGAUUUCUUCCUGGCAGUUUUUAACAAGGCCAUCCACAGCUACGUCGACAGAAAAUGA